Saccharomyces kudriavzevii IFO 1802 is the source of this 5379-nucleotide messenger RNA. It is a transcript of the gene USO1, whose product is annotated as Uso1p. The transcript has a single exon. The record is from RefSeq and is a predicted model, not a curated record. The coding region runs from base 1 to 5379 and encodes 1792 amino acids. Gene Ontology annotation, biological process: vesicle fusion with Golgi apparatus; intracellular protein transport; endoplasmic reticulum to Golgi vesicle-mediated transport. Lineage: Eukaryota; Fungi; Ascomycota; Saccharomycetes; Saccharomycetales; Saccharomycetaceae. Gene Ontology annotation, cellular component: Golgi membrane; ER to Golgi transport vesicle membrane; cytoplasm.
AUGGACCUUAUCCAGGGGCUAAUACAGCAGCCAAAAGUUCAAUCUGUAGAUGAAACCAUUCCAACAUUGUGCGAUCGAGUUGAAAACUCCACUUUGAUCAGUGAUAGAAGAUCCGCCGUACUCGGAUUGAAGGCGUUCAGCCGUCAGUAUAGAGAAUCUGUGAUUGCAUCUGGGCUGAAACCGCUGCUUAAUACCUUGAAGCGUGAUUAUAUGGAUGAGGAUUCAGUGAAGGCGAUCUUGGAGACAAUUUUGAUUCUUUUUAUUAGAGGCGAUGGUCAUGACGACUUAACUAGAGGCUGGAUUUCCCAACAAUCGCGAUUGCAAAACGGGAAGUAUCCCUCACCCCUUGUCAUGAAACAGGAAAAAGAACAAGCAGAUCAAUUCUCACUCUGGAUUGCCGAUGCUUUGACGCAAUCUGAGGACUUGAUUCAUCUACUUGUUGAAUUUUGGGAAAUUGACAACUUUCAUAUCAGGCUAUAUACAAUUCAGUUGUUAGAGGCUGUAAUGGCCACGAGACCGGCGAAAGCAAGAAGUGCUUUGAUUUCAUUGCCAACGAGCAUAUCGACUAUGGUUUCACUUCUAGAUGAUGUACACGAACCCAUUAGAGACGAAGCUAUUUUAUUAUUAAUGGCGGUAGUGAACGAUUCUCCUCAUGUACAAAAGUUGGUUGCUUUUGAGAACAUUUUCGAAAGGUUGUUUUCCAUUAUUGAUGAAGAAGGUGGUUUAAGAGGCUCUCUUGUCGUUAACGAUUGUUUGUCAUUAAUCAAUAAUAUCCUGAAGUAUAAUACGUCUAAUCAAACUCUAUUCUUGGAAACAGGGAACCUGCCUAAAUUGGCGUACCUCUUGAGUGAACCAAUAUCCCAAGACGAGGGAUUUUUCUGGAAUGACCAAAGAAUAAUUAAUAUUAACACGGCUUUAGAUAUUGUCAGUCUAACAGUGGAACCUGGAAAUACUGUGACCUCUCAACACCAGAAUGUAUUAUUAGAUUCAAGCGUAUUAAUGGUUGUGCUGCGUCUUGCGUUCUUUCAUGACAUCCCAAAAAAAGUUAGACCGAUUGCUCUUUUAACUGCUGCAAACAUGAUUAGAGGUAACCAAUAUGCGCAGCUAGAAUUCAGCAAAAUUGAUGUUCCAUAUUUUGAUCCUUCAAUGCCAGUAAACUCUACCACAAACGGUGGCCCAAUCAGAUUAGUUCCUGUAGUCAGCAUCUUAAUCAACUGGAUGCUAUAUGCCAACUCUGUUCAUACGUUCGAUACAAGAGUUGCAUGUUCCAGACUAUUAAAGGCUUAUCUUAUGGAUAAUUUAGACAUUCAAAAAGAUUUUCUAUUCAAACAAGUUCGGUUAUGUAACCUGCCUUCUACAGCAACUGACAAUGAGGAUACGAAAGAAAAUGGUAUCUCCGACAAUGCUAAUACAGGAAAUUUUAAUGAAGAUACAGAUGCAAAGGAUAAUAUGGGCGAUGAAAACUUUCUGAAGGCAAGCUUAUUUGAAGUCUUGCUAAACUAUGAUGCUGAAUUAAACCUUAACCCUUUCAAAUUAUUCUUUACGACAGAUAUUUUCAUGUUUCUAUUCCAACAGGAAAAUAAAUGUAGCGUUGAAUUACGUGAAAUUACAAGGAAUGUUACCACUGGUAAUGAUCUUGAUGACGAAGAACCCCUAAAGGCAAUUCAAACAAUAAGUGAACUAUUGACUACCUCUCUUUCUGCUGCUGACAUAAGAAUCCCUAUCUCUUAUUUAACUUUCUUAAUAUAUUGGCUAUUUGGUGACUUGAAGGCUACUAAUGAUUUUCUUUCAGAUAAAUCGGUAAUUAAGUCUUUGCUCUCCUUUUCUUAUCAAAUACAAGAUGAAGACGUUACUGUCAAAUGCCUUGUAACAAUGUUACUAGGUGUGGCAUAUGAGUUUUCUUCCAAAGAAUCUCCAUUCCCAAGAAAGGAAUAUUUUGAGCUCAUUUCUAAAAGCUUAGGAAGGGAUAAUUAUGCAUCUCGCAUCAAACAAUUCAAAAAGGACUCAUUUUUCUCAAAAGUCAACCGUAAUGAAGACAGCAUACUAACGCCCCAGCUCGAUGAAACUGGUUUACCAAAAGUUUAUUUCAGCACCCAUUUUAUACAGUUAUUCAACGAAAACAUGUACAGGCUUGAAACUGCGCUGUCGCACAAUCCUGAGGAGGAACCAAUCAAUAAAAUCUCAUUUGAAGAAGUUGAAGAACUUCAAAAGCAAUGUUCAAAAUUGAAAAAUGAACUAGGCUCUUUGCAAACGGAAACAGAAGCAACCAAUGGGGAUCUUACCAAAAAAUUGGAGGCCUUAUCUAAAGAACAUGAAGACCUAAUGGAAAAAUACCAAUCGCUGACUUCCUCACAUUUAUUAUUGAAAGAAAGCUUUUCUAGUCUGGAAAUUGAAUUAGGAACUAUUAAAGAAUCCCUAAAUAAGAUGACGCAGUUAAGAGAUGCACUGGAAACUAAGGAUAAAGAGAAUCAGGCUCUCAUACAAGAGUGCAAGAGUACGAUUCAAAAACAAGAGGAGGCCAUUGAGAUACUAGAAAAAGAACUUGAUAAUGUUUCUUCCCAAAAGAAAAAGGCAGAUGAUGGUAUAAACAAAAUGAGUAAGGACCUAUUCGCCUUGAGCAGGGAAAUGCAGGCAAUUGUAGAAAAAUACAAAAGUCUACAAAAGGAGAAGAGUAAAGAUGACAACAAUCAUCAAAAAGAGGCUAAAUUACUAAAGGAAGAAAUUGCUAGAAAAACAACUGAAAUAAAGUCUUUAAAUGAAAAUUUAGGAAAAACGAAAACUCAACACGAUGAUUUGCUAAAGGAAAAAGAACACAUAUCGAAGGAGCUUGUUGAGUGCAAAUUACGAUUUCAAAGCCACGAUAUUUUGGUCGCAAAACUAACUGAAAAGCUAAAAUCUUUAGCAAAUAAUUAUAGAGACUUACAAGCCACCCAUGAGUCUUUAAUAGCAUCAAUGGAAGAAAUAAAAAAAGAAAAUACCAUGCAAAUGUCUAAUUUGGAAAGCAAAUUUGAUUCUUUAUCGCAGGAGAAGGAAAGUUUUCAAAGCGAGAGAGAGCUUUUAGAAGAAAAUAUUAGAAAACUGAAAGAAACCAUUUCUACUCUAGAGUUAACAAAAGAGGAAGCUAUCACAAAGUUCAACUCUUCAAAAGAGGAUUAUGAGUCACAAAUCGGCCUGUUGAAAGAACAGUUGGAGACUGUGGCCACUGAAAAUGGUGAAAGCGUAAAUAAAAUCUCAGAACUAAGUCACAAUAUAGAUGACUUGAAGGGUGAAUUAGAAACUCAAAAGAACUUUAAAGAUGACCUCGAAGCAAAACUUGAAGCUUCUAAAAAGGUUUUAAAGGAAACGCAGGCAAAUGAGCAGCAUUUAAAAGAAGAGAAGCUUCAACUCGAAGGAGAGAUCACCAAGAUAAAAGAGCAACUUGAUAAUUUGCGCGAUAACUUGAAAUCUUUAGAAAAAGAAAACAAAGAAUCAGUGGCUCAGGUAGAAGAGUACAAGAAACAAAUUUCAGACAAAGAAAAAGAAUAUAACGGAAAACUCUCAGAACUGAACAAUGAGAUUAACUCUGUUCAGCAGAAAAAUGAAACAAUUUGUCAAAAUAACGAAAAAUUGAAAGGCGAAAUUGAAGAAAUUGAGAAAGCUUCUGAAGAUCAGUCAAAUUUGAAAGGGUCCAAAAUUGAAGCUUUGAAUGCGCAAAUCGAAGAGCUCGAAGAAAGUAAGCAAAUAACUGAGACCAAGUUAUUGGAUUCUGUCAAGAACAUGAAAACUGAGAUGGAGAAAAUGAGAGAGCUACAGAAGGAAAGUGAUGCUAAAAUGGUGAAAAUAAACGAGCUAGAAGAAAAGCAAGAAGCUUUAAAACAUAUAGGCAUCCAGAAUUUGGAAUUGCAAAAGGGGGCAGAAGAGGCCAGAAAGGAAUUGGAGGACAAAAAGACUGAGGUAAACGGUUUAUUGGAAAAAAUCACGAGCUUAAACAAAUCUAACGAGAAGACAGAAACUGAGUCAACUCGGUUGAAAAAGACGUACGCUGAAGAAAAAACCAUCCUGGAAGGACAGUUGGAGAAAUUAAGAAACGAAAUGCAGACUAAAAUUCAGGCCUUUGAAAGGGAAAGAAAAUUACUUAAUGAGGGCUCUUCAACAAUUACGCAAGAAUAUUCUGAAAAGAUUAACAUGUUGGAAGAAAAACUAAUUAAAAUAGAAAAUGAGAAUGAAUCAAAGAGUAAAAUGAUCGAUACAAGCAGGAGUGAAUUAGAGAAAGCCACUUCAACCUGCAAUGAACUUUUAGAAGCAAAUCGUAAUGAAAUGAAGUCCAUGAAAGACAAAAUUCUUUCAUAUGAAGAAAAGAUAAAAGAAGCCAACGAAAAACUGCUAUCAACAGAGCAAGGAAAUGAGCAGGAGCUGAAUAGCCUGAGGAAGCAGCUUGAGGUCGUGCAAGAAGCUAAGGUCAAAAUUGAAGGAGAACUAAAGGAAAUGGAGGAGAAAACUACCAGCCAAACAUUGGAGCUGGAGAGAUCUAAAGAAAUUAUGAGAAAGCUGGAAAGUACUAUCGUAAGCAAGGAAAAAGAAAUAGACUCCUCGAUAGAGUUCAGGAAGGAAUUUGACAAAAAAAUAGAAGAGCAUAAAAAAAAAGCUCAGGAAGAAAUUAGAAACCUGCAAGAAGAAAAGGCUAAUUUGGUAGCUCAAAUUGUGGAAUCAAAAAAAGGGAUUGAAGACUUGCAAGGAAAACUGAAAGGUGAAGCAGAAUCUGGCAGAGAAUUAGAGGCCAUACAGAAAGAAUUGACUAAUGCCCAUCAGAAAAUAAAGAUCAACGUAGAAGAAAGUGCGCUUUUGAACUCUAAAUUGAAAGAUUCAGAACGUGCCUUGAGAGACAACCAGGAAAAGCUUGAAGGUAGCAAAGAAGAAAAGGAAUCAAUGAGUUCUCAGUUGACAGAAUUAAAGAGAAUGUUAAAUAGUGCUCAACAGAGGACUAAAAAAUGCGAGGAAGAUCAUGAAACCGAAAUUAAGAAACUACAAGCAGAAAAAUCUGAAUUCGAUGAAAAAGUUCAACAACUUGAAACUAAAUACAAGCAGUUAGUAACCAAAGAGGAAGUUCGGAGAAAAGAUGAAGAUGUUAUAAAGAAAACCGCCGAUUCUCAGAAAAGUGAGAUUGAAAAUUUAAUUAAAGAAUUGCAGAAAUUCAAGAUAGAAAACACGAAGUUAAAAAAGGCAAACAAAGAUCGUUCCGAAAUUGAUGACUUGAUGCUUUUGGUUACUGAUUUGGAUGAGAAAAACAGUAAAUAUCGCUCAAAAUUGAAAGACUUGGGCAUUGAAAUUAGCUCUGAUGAAGAAGAAGAAGAAGAAGAAGACGGGGAAGAUGGGGACGCAGACGAGGAACAGUUAAGUUAA